Molecule: messenger RNA, 3340 nt
Organism: Micropterus dolomieu (smallmouth bass)
Lineage: Eukaryota; Metazoa; Chordata; Actinopteri; Centrarchiformes; Centrarchidae
Gene: ntrk2a
Product: neurotrophic tyrosine kinase, receptor, type 2a
Exons: 20
Coding region: 12-2456 (814 amino acids)
Biological process (GO): cellular response to brain-derived neurotrophic factor stimulus; protein phosphorylation; regulation of phosphatidylinositol 3-kinase/protein kinase B signal transduction
Cellular component (GO): plasma membrane; signaling receptor complex; axon
Molecular function (GO): brain-derived neurotrophic factor receptor activity; ATP binding; brain-derived neurotrophic factor binding
Source: RefSeq, a predicted model, not a curated record
UGGCACCCGACAUGAGCGCCUUGAGACCCUGGAGCGGGGCUCUCUCCUCGCCGGGGAGAGGGUCUGGGUCGUGGCGGUGCUGGUGGUGGUGGUGGGUUGUGGCAGUCGGGGUAUCAGUGGGCUCGGGAGAUCCGUGGAUGUCCGCGGAGGCAUGCCCGCCGCCUUGCUCCUGCAGCAGCACCAGGAUCUCCUGCGUGGAACCGGAGAAGGGUAUAAAUGCUUUCCCGCUCCUGCAGAGCGAGGCGGAGAUGGAGAACAUCACGGACAUUUACAUCGCCAACCAGAGCAGCUUCUCCUCCAUCAACGACAAAGACCUGCAACACUACAAGAAUCUCAGGAACCUGACGGUGACCAACAGCAGGCUUACAUAUGUAUCAAAGCUGGCCUUUGAAAACAACAUCAAGUUACAGUACCUGAAUCUGAAAGAUAACAACCUGUCGUCACUAUCCUGGAGGAUAUUCAGACACCUCAACAUCUCUUAUCUGAUCCUGUCAGGGAACCCUCUGCACUGCUCCUGUGAGAACAUGUGGAUCAAGCUGUGGUUAGAAAAGGAAGCAGACACUCAGGAGCUGCACUGCAUUGAGGAUGGAGGAGGACGCAAGCAGCUGUCCAAGCUGGAACUACCUAACUGUGGCCUUCCAACGGCAAAUUUGAACCCAUCUAAAGUAACAUUAAUGGAGGGGGAAAACUUGGCGCUGUCCUGUACGAGCUCUGGGGUGCCCUCUCCUGAGCUGAUAUGGAAAAUGGCGUUGGUAACCGCCUAUGUGAUCGAGGCUUCAGCCCAGAGUUCGGUGCUGCGGCUGUCCAACCUCUCGUCGAUGGACCACAACAGCAAGAUCAGCUGCAUAGCCGAGAACAUUGUUGGAGAGAACGAGUCUGCGCUGCUGCUGGAUAUACUUUUUCCUCCCAAAAUCACCAAGCUGAGUGAUGCAAUCCCAGACCAUCACUGGUGCAUCCCCUUCAGCGUGUCAGGAAACCCAGAGCCAAACCUACAAUGGUAUCUGGAUGGUGAAGAGGUGAUGGAGGGGGUUUACAUCACAACCAUGAUCCAUGACAUCACAGAGAGAGAGUAUCACGGCUGUCUGCAGCUCGACAACCCCACGCACCUCAACAACGGGCGCUACACGCUGGUGGCUAUAAACCAGUUCGGAAGAGACCAGAAAGAGGUGGAGGCUCACUUCAUGCGCAAACCCUGGGAUGGCUCUGAGAAGGACCCUUUCUAUUAUGAUCUAACCACAGAGGGCCCCCCUGUAGACCCACCUGAAGACAGAGUCGCUGUGUACGUGGUGGUUGGCAUUGCUGCUGUCGCAUUCACGGGUUUCCUUCUAAUGCUGGUUAUUCUCAAGUUUGGAGGAAACUCCAAGUUUGGCAUCAAAGGUCCAUCUUCAGUGAUCAGUAACGAUGAUGACUCAGCCUCUCCUCUUCACCACGUCUCCAACGGCAGCAACACUCCUUCCUCCUCAGAGAUGGGCCCUGACGCAGUGAUCAUUGGUAUGACCAAGAUCCCAGUGAUAGAAAACCCGCAGUACUUCAGGAGCACAAACAGCCUGCUCAAAACUGACACGUUCGUCCAGCAUAUUAAGAGACACAACAUUGUACUGAAGAGAGAGCUGGGAGAGGGAGCUUUCGGAAAAGUCUUUCUGGCUGAGUGUUACAACCUCUCACCAGACCAGGAGAAGAUACUGGUGGCUGUCAAGACACUUAAAGAGGCCAGUGAAAAUGCCAGGAAGGAUUUCCACCGUGAGGCUGAGCUGCUGACCAACCUUCAGCAUGAACACAUUGUUACUUUCUAUGGAGUCUGUGUGGAGAGCGACCCUCUCAUCAUGGUGUUUGAGUACAUGAAACAUGGAGACCUCAACAAGUUCCUCAGGGCUCACGGUCCGGAUGCAGUUCUGAUGGCAGAGGGCCAGACCACCAGACCUGUGGAGCUGACCCAGUCUCAGAUGCUGCACAUUGCCCAGCAGAUAGCAUCUGGCAUGGUCUACCUGGCAUCACAGCACUUUGUGCACCGCGACCUGGCCACCAGGAACUGCCUGGUGGGUGAGAACCUGCUGGUAAAGAUUGGGGACUUUGGCAUGUCCAGAGACGUCUACAGCACUGACUACUACAGGGUCGGCGGUCACACAAUGCUGCCAAUCCGCUGGAUGCCCCCUGAAAGCAUCAUGUACAGAAAGUUCACCACAGAGAGUGAUGUUUGGAGUCUUGGAGUUGUUCUCUGGGAGAUCUUCACCUAUGGAAAACAGCCGUGGUACCAGCUCUCCAAUAAUGAGGUGAUAGAGUGUAUAACCCAGGGCAGGGUGCUGCAGCGCCCCAGGACCUGUCCUAAAGAGGUAUAUGACCUGAUGCUGGGCUGCUGGCAGAGAGAGCCGCACACGAGACUCAACAUCAAAGAAAUCCACGGUCUGCUCCUCAACCUGGCCAAGGCGUCGCCUGUAUACCUGGAUAUACUGGGCUGAACACAGGAGGAGGAAGGAGGAGAGUUUUGGAUGUGUGUGGAUCGUUACUGUAUCUAAGUGUGUAUGUGCAUUUGAGGUUGCAUGCGCGUGUGUGUGUGUGUGUGUGUGUGUGUGUGUGUGUGUGUGUGAGAGCCAGGGUGGUGACACCUGUGAAUGAAGUGUGCGAUGCUUGUGCAAGUGUGUGUGUGCGAGGUACCGCUGUACAGGAUGUGAAGCUAUUAUCAAACUCUUAAAGGCAAUCAAAAAAUUCCCCAAAACUCAUCCCCAAUCGCCUCUUCUCUCCCUGCCAAUUUCCUCUCCUUUGUGCAUCGCUACUCUUUCCCUCCUUCCUUCCCGAGGAGACAUUUACGAAGAGUGAUUUAACUUUGAGGGGGGGGCUUCUCACUUCUUUUCAAAUGCUUUAAACUGACUGGGGCUAAAUUGAUGAAACCUGAUCAACAGGACUUAUAAUACAUUUUGAACAGCCAGAAAAUUUCAAGGAGGAGCAGCGUGGGGAGGAUUUCCGGAAACUUCAAUCCUUUGUGUGUAAAUAGAAGACUGAAACGGUGAGAUGUUUCAGAGGAAAUGGCUCCGUGCAAUGUUGAGCCAUAGAGACACUGUGUUUUCCCCUCUCACCUUGUCUGUCCGUCUGUCGUUGUGUCUGUGUCUCAGAACUGUACAAGAGUUUUAAUGUCAGCGUUCAUCCAACAAGGUGAUGAUUAACACACCGGUACACAUACAGCAGACUGACUGAAUAAUUACCAGGAAAAGGAAGUAAACAUCUGGUUUUCUGUCUGUCAGAUGACAAAUGAUGAUUUCUGGUUGGCUAAUUUCACUAAUUAAAAAAAAUCACUAACAAUACAGUGCCUGUUGAAGCUGAAUUGAACUGCUGUGGUGAAAAAAGG